Diachasmimorpha longicaudata is the source of this 4158-nucleotide messenger RNA. Its product is annotated as transmembrane protein 184C. The record is from RefSeq and is a predicted model, not a curated record. The coding region runs from base 776 to 2050 and encodes 424 amino acids. Gene Ontology annotation, molecular function: transporter activity. The transcript has 7 exons. NCBI's taxonomy places the organism in Eukaryota, Metazoa, Arthropoda, Insecta, Hymenoptera, Braconidae. Gene Ontology annotation, cellular component: membrane. Gene Ontology annotation, biological process: transport.
AACAAGCACAUGAUAUUUUUUCAUUACACAGCUUCAAAAUGAAAAAAAUCGUCGAAUUAGAUGUUACCGAUCCCAAGUUAUUGAACAUUGAAAGGCACUCCAUUUUGCCCCGCUCUCCUCUAUAAUUCUCAUGAGUUUUCAAUAACAGUUUUUUAAAAGUUUCGACAAAAACAAAGCACAUAUUGUCAGGAGUCCGAACAGUGCGUUUACAAUCUUUUAAUUGUUGUCAACCAGUACUCAUGGUCUACCAGCACGCAGGUUUUUAAUUAAUCUCGUACAGUUGAUUGAAACUGUCAGUGCAACGAACGGAUGAAGGGGGAAUAUACGUCACAAUGCAUUCGUGAAAUCUCCAGUGUUUUCUUUAUGCUCAUCUAGAGUGUCGGAAAGUGUCAAAUAAAGUAAUAAUCGAAGUGACGAAACGAACGAAUUAAUAAUGUAUCGUGAUUCAUUUUUUGAGCAAUUUUUUUUGCAAUUAGAGUUCGGGACAGUAUGUCCCCUCAUUCAUUUUAGAAACAUAUUUCUGGUAGAUAUUGUGAAAUCACCGGUUUACUUACUAUAAUAUUAUGCGUAAAUUUGUAGUUGAAAAUCAAACUGAGAUAAAUAACGUGGAAUUGAAAAUAAUUUCUUUUUUUUCAACUGGUUGAUAAUUUUUUAAUUCAAAAAAUUAAUUGUCGACCUUUGAUAAGGCUUCAUGCGGAUAAUUACAGAUUGUGGUGGUGGAUUAACGUGGAAAUUAUGUAACAUUUUGAUAGAACUGCUUUACAAGUGAUAAGAAAUGACGAACAUUUUACGUCGAUGGCGAAUAUGGAUAUUACCGGUUCUCACCGGCCUUUAUGCACUUUUAAUAUGCAUAUUAGUGCCCCUAUUGCUCACCAAGUCUAUGCAGAAUGGAUUCAAGAAGCAGGAUCAGGGUGCCCUUGUCGGGGGCGGAUUCGUCCUAUUAGCGUUACCAAUAGCUUUUUAUGAAAUUGUCCAGCAUAUGAUUUACUAUACACAACCAAGAUUGCAGAAGUACAUUAUCAGAAUAUUAUGGAUGGUGCCAAUAUAUGCAGUGAAUGCCUGGCUAGGUUUAAUUUAUCCAAAAAUCAGUAUAUACGUAGACAGUUUACGUGAGUGUUACGAGGCAUAUGUAAUAUACAAUUUUAUGAUGUACCUGUUGGCCUACCUCAACGCCGAUCAUCAGCUUGAGCACAGAUUGGAGAUAUCACCACAAGUCCAUCACAUGUUUCCACUCUGCUGUUUACCAGAUUGGGAGAUGGGACAUGAAUUUGUACAUAUGUGUAAGCAUGGUAUACUGCAAUAUGCUGUGGUCAGGCCUUUGUCAACAUUAAUUUCAUUCAUAUGCGCCUUGAAUGAAGUCUAUGGAGAGGGUGAAUUCCGCGGGGACGUUGCCUUUCCCUAUAUGAUUGCCUUCAAUAAUUUAUCACAGUUUGUGGCGAUGUACUGCUUAGUUUUGUUUUACCGAGCCAAUGCUGAAGCCCUCAAGCCAAUGAAACCAAUUGGCAAAUUUUUGUGCAUCAAAGCUGUGGUUUUCUUCUCAUUUUUCCAAGGAGUUUUGGUGGCAAUACUCGUUUAUUGCGGUGUGAUAUCGAAUAUUUUCGACACUGAUAAUACUGAUGACAUAAGACAUAUAUCCGCUAAACUUCAAGACUUCCUCAUUUGUAUAGAGAUGUUCCUGGCGGCUGUGGCACACCACUACAGUUUCAGUUACAAGCCCUAUGUUAAUUUGGCGCAGAGCCAAGCCUGGUGGGAUGCGUUUAGAGCUAUGUGGGACGUUUCGGAUGUUCAUAAUGAUAUAAAAGAGCACUUCAGCGUUGUUGGCUCAUCUCUCAGUCGAAGAAUUCGUGGGCGGGGAGCCUAUCAACAGACCUGGGGAAAUGUCAACGAGAGAACCUCUCUUCUUCCAGAUCAAGUGAUUCCAACAGCACACAGUGCUCCGGCUGGUUCAUUCUCUGGAUACAUAAGUGAUCCAGGGCACAGCGAGAACCAAUUUGACUCGGUUGAGGAUCUUACCGAGCCUCAUGCCAGUGGAAACAGUGUGAUUACGUAGCGAAAAGGACUAGGCUUGUGAAAUGUUAAUGAAUAGGAGAUGAGCAGGAGGAAUUAUACAAUUGAGACAAUUGAUGAAACAAAUUCACCGAGAAAGGAUUGAAUUGCCUCACUUUUGUCUACUACAGAUAAAUUAUUUUUUGAUUCGUUUGUAAUGGCUGUGGGCUCUCUUUUAUUGUAAGAUUUUAUUUUUGAUGAUAUGUCAUCACGUGCGAAACCAUUUCAUGGAAUAAUCUAGUGCUGUCUCCCGAAAAAUUUCCGUCAACUUCGUUUAAAAACAAUUUAUCUUUUGUGUCAAUCUAGUUAAGGGGGGAGCCUGCUUUAGAGGCUUCAAAAAAUCUAUAUUUUCAAGGAUUUUUUUGGAAAGGAAAGAAAUGUCUGAUUGAAAUGAAACUUUUAGGAUUUAUUCUUAUAUAUUUCAAGAGUCUUCUCAAAUUUUUUUAUUAUUAUACAUUAUAUAUUUUUCAUGUUUGAAGAAAUUUACGGAGGCGCCUCGAGUGUGCAAUGUCUGUGUGGCGAGCAAGAUGCAGGUCGCAAUUUUCAUGUGAAACAAAAAAACAAAAGAAAUUUUUAAUUUUCAAUAGUGUAAUUCUCGGGUUAACCACUAAAAUUCAACAAAAAGUGAAAUUUCAACAAUUUUUCGCAGAUUGAAAAAAAAGUGCAUUUAAAGAAAAAAAGAAUUUACUUUAAGUCGUUUAAAAACCAGAUUAAUAUUAACUUUCUUAAGAUAUGUCCGGUUCACUCGAAAGAGAAUUUAAUUCCAAAUACAACGCAUUUUGAUUCGUUUCGAUAGGAGGUUUACUUUUUUUCCCAUCUUGCCCCGCAAUUUGAAAAAAUCAUAAAAAUGGAAAUCCGAGAAAUCGCGUGUCAAAGUUUUCGUGAUGCUCGUAUACCUGCUCAACGCUUGCUCACUAUUUCGUCUGUAUCUCCGGAAAUAAUCCGAAUUUUGUUCUGAAAUUUUGGGGACAUAUUCUUGGAUUGUUUAGGAAGUGAUUUACGCAAAAAAAAAAUCGAUUUUUUGAAGCCUCUAAAGCAGGCUCCCCCCUUAACGUUGUACAAAUUACGAGUAAUUAGGUGGUGCCAGAUAGUGCCAGAUGAUAUCACCCAAUUACUAACUAACUAAGCUAUCUUAUAUCUAACUCCACAUGCGCGAUAAGGACGCUUUGGCUAGUCUAAAGCUUUGGCCAGCCCAAAGCCAGUCCUUGACAAACUACGAUAUACUUUGCGGAGACAUUUGCUGAAAAAUUUUGACAAUAUAUUAAAACUUCUAUAGGAAUUCUUUGGCAUAAAACAAAUUUUUCAAUUUUUCGGCUAUACUCUUAAUUUCUUUCUUAGAAUAAAAUGUCAAAAAAAUAACUUGGAAAAUUUUCACUCUACAAUUGUAUGAAAAAGAAUGCCAAUAGAAUGAGGGAUGAAGAAAAAUAAACAGUUGCAGAGUUUCUGUAUAAGAAAGUAUAUAUUUCGGAGUUGAAUGAAGAGAUAGAAAACUUUUAAGAGGAUUGAUACAAAAAUAAAACGAUUUUUCAACUACAAUUCUUAUAGAACUAGCUUAAAACUUAUAGUUUCCAUAAUAAUUGAAGACAAUAUCUUGGAGAAUAGACGGUUUUUUAAUGGCAUUUCUUCGUACAUCCUACGUUCCGAGUAUUGUUCAUAUAUUUUAACAUUUUAAUUAACUCCAAAAAUGAUAUCUCUAUGGAAUUGAUAGUGUAUUGAUUCAGUCUGUCAUCCAAUGUGUAAGGUUAAGGGGAAUACUAUUAGAGGAAAGGGUAUAAUGGACAUCUGUGACGCAAAAAAUAUUCCUAACUGGAGAAUAUAUUUAUUACUACAGUCUAAUAAUCAUUGUGGAGAAAAAAUGAGAUGAUGCUAUUUAAAAAAUUACGAAUAUUUUGAAGGUAUUGAUUUUCUUCAUUUAGUCCGUUCAACGCAUUAUUCACCAAAUGAUGUAAACCAAAAAUGAUGAUUAUUGUAAAUAUAAUACCUUUAUACGGAUAUGACAGGAGAUAUAGAAUUGGUAAUGUGAUUGCAAUAUAAUUAUUUGUACAUAUCCGACAGUGUGGAUCUGUGAUUUUUUGAACCAUAUUAAAUCAUAUGUAUAAUUGUUGUAUCAUA